AUGCACUCCAUGCCUGACUUUGAAUCUUUGUCGUUCUUUUUCAAUUCGUUACCCAUAUACAUUCUUUUAUUGGGGAUAAUUGCUAUGGGGUUGCUUUCAUGGGCCCGACCGAAUGGUCGAAUCGCCUUCUUCCACACCAAGGACAAUAAGCUCUUCUUGACCAAGGCAAAAUCCAAUGGAAAGGAGCAGACUACUCUGUUGGAUGUCUGCCGUGAAUCAACACCGGAGACAUGUCAUCUUAACCCAUUCCUUUUCAAUGGACAUCUCCAGACCGCCUGGACUAUUAUGCAGGAUGAUAAUGUCCCCGUUCACUACAAGCGAAGAAUGUUUGAGUCGGAAAGCAUAAUGCUCGCAGGACACUAUGCCAUAGAUUUUGUCGUGCCUGCUUAUGAGGUGCCAGCUGAGGGUAAAUUGACGGACCAGGAAAGGAAACAUACCCAACCAGAAGGUCUUCCCCCGCGCACCUCCUUUUAUACUGAGGAGGAGUUCACGGCUUUCCCAUCUGAUGACACUAAGCCUAUGCUUGUGGUUCUUCACGGACUAAGCGGAGGUUCCCAUGAAGUAUACUUGCGAAAUGUGCUUGCUCCUCUUGUAGCUGAUGGCACGUGGGAAGCAUGUGUGGUGAACUCUAGAGGAUGUGCUCAAACUAAGAUCAGCACUGGAGUUCUUUAUAAUGCUCGUGCUACUUGGGAUGUUCGCCAGUCAGUGAAAUGGCUCCGAAAAACCUUCCCUAACCGCCCUCUCUUCGGCAUUGGCUUUUCUCUCGGUGCCAAUAUUCUCACCAACUACAUUGGCGAGGAAGGAGACGCUUGCCAAUUGAAGGGGGCUGUGCUCUGCGCCAGUCCUUGGAAUCUGGACAUCGGCAACGUCGCCCUGCAGCGGACAUGGAUUGGUCGUGAGGUAUAUAGCAAGACCAUGGGUACAAGUAUGAAGAAACUUUUUGAACAGCAUGUUGAUCAAGUUUCUACAAACCCCCGCAUUGAUGUCGAGGCUGUGAGAGGUAUCACUUACUUGUAUGAAUUUGAUAGACAUUUGCAAUGUCCCACAUGGGGUUACCCUACGGAGACUGCUUACUACCGUGAUGCCACCUCUACCGAUGUGAUGAUGAACAUACGCAUUCCGUUCCUUUGUGUCCAAGCCGAGGAUGACCCAAUCGUUUCGCAUGAGUCUUUACCAUACCAAGAAUUUGGUCAAACGCCUUACGGUGUCAUGGUUACUACAUCUUGGGGAGGCCAUCUCGGCUGGUUCGAGCUUGGAGGAGCUAGAUGGUUUGUUAAACCAGUCAUAAGCUUUUUGAACAAGAUGGCCAAGGAAAUCGAUACUUCGAUCCCUCCUGUGGUCGAACACCCUGAUAAAAUGCCGGGCCAGGUUGCCAGCCAUCCCGGCCCUGGUAAAGAUCUUGAUCUGGCACCAAAGCCUGAUUAUCACCCCCUGCGUCGUAGACUGGAUUUGAAGCUGCCGCUGUAA
Molecule: messenger RNA, 1467 nt
Organism: Penicillium taxi
Lineage: Eukaryota; Fungi; Ascomycota; Eurotiomycetes; Eurotiales; Aspergillaceae
Product: putative hydrolase, alpha/beta fold family
Exons: 6
Coding region: 1-1467 (488 amino acids)
Biological process (GO): medium-chain fatty acid biosynthetic process; medium-chain fatty acid catabolic process
Molecular function (GO): monoacylglycerol lipase activity; acetylesterase activity
Source: RefSeq, a predicted model, not a curated record